CCUGUUGAACCACAUUCGAUCGGACACAGAGCAGCCAGACUAGAAGCCGAUAGCUUGUGUCGGCAAUGUCCAGCCAGUCACCCUUCUAUGAAACCGCUGACUGGCCUCUACAGCCUUCCCCACGACAAAGCAGCCUAUCUUCAUUAAGCCCAGCUUCAGAAACGGCCAGCAUACAAUUUUCCAAUUUUCCUUUACCACCUACCCCCUCGACAUCUCGCCCUCCGAGCGACAAAAGCAGAUUGUCCAGUGUGCCAACAGACCACACGAUUCACGUGCCACUUGCCAGGCCGCUUACCAUCUCCUUCUGCAAAGGCAGCAAAUUAUUCAAAUUGAGAUAUUCGCAAAUCGAACUCGAGAAAGAUGUAGCCGGGGCUCUGAAACGUAUCCUGUUGAGCGAGCCUUCGGGCAUGACGAGUGUUCUCGUUCAUUCUUUCCCAGGUACCAGGAUACCUAUUCCACACCUUGAACAACCCGUCACGUCGGGUUCGAGCCAUAUUUCUCGGGUCUCGUUUCUCGAAGAGCAGACUGUACAAACUGCGUCGACGCUGUUCCAGGCACAGCCUCAUUACAUAUUCGACACUUGGGAAGAUUGCAUCAACUUCCAAGAGGCACUCCUUGGUCAAACAGUGGUGUUUACUGCGGGAAUUGCGGAAGCCAAAUCAAAAGGUCGAGGUGAAGAAUGCAUCAGUCAAAACUUACGCAUCCUACGAGCUCGGAAUGGGCGACAAGUCAUCCUGUUCUUUACCAAUUCACAGCGGAAAGAGAAGAAAAGAUACAUCACGAUUCCCCGUAAGUACUUGUAUACAUGUCCCACAACACGGGCGAUAUUGCAACUCCUUCCUCUGCCCCUAAGAUUGGGGUUGUCAACACCAGUCAGAGAGCAAGCCAACUGAAACAUCGCGCAACGUGCUGGACCAGUGCUGUUUCGGCGGAUUGUGCCGGUCUUUGACAAGAUGGGACUACAUGAACUGACAAAUUGACAGUCGAUUGCAUUGACCACAUUGAACAGAGCAAGAAACCUGGCCGGCCUCUUACACUUUCCUUACGACCGAAUUUUGACCUGUUAUCCCAGAUGAAGACGCUGCAUAUUCUUUUUCUCGACGAGAAUGACCAAAAGCGAUUCUUCGGCCUCCUUUGUCACGGAGUUGGUUUUCAAGCUUGAACCGGCAUGUAUAUAUUAGUGGACUUUGAUCAAAGCCAUUGUAUGAGCGUAUGAGCGAACGUCAGGAUACCCGACAGAGAUAUUCUCUUGCAAUUUGUCUUUAUGACAUAUAAUGAAGAACGUGAAACAAGG
This is a messenger RNA of Exophiala xenobiotica, 1294 nucleotides long. RefSeq lists its product as uncharacterized. The coding region runs from base 66 to 893 and encodes 275 amino acids. The transcript has 5 exons. NCBI's taxonomy places the organism in Eukaryota, Fungi, Ascomycota, Eurotiomycetes, Chaetothyriales, Herpotrichiellaceae. The record is from RefSeq and is a predicted model, not a curated record.